AUGAAGACUGUUUUUGUUUAUGUACUCGUGAUUCUGGCACUCAUCUCUACUGUCUACAGUAAAAGUGUGUUAAGGCCGGAUGUUGAGACUGAUGAAAGUAAGUUACUUUGUAGCUUUUUUUUAUAUUUAAGUUGUGAUUGCAGCAAAAAACAAAUGUUUAUGGUUUUAUAAGUACAAAUGUACUAUUAAAAUUAAAAAGAAGGUACCUAACCGGUUCGGCUCAGAAUUAGCUCAAAGUUUCUAUAUUUAUUCUUUUUAUCAAAAAAUUUCAAAGUGAUAAGUUUAAAACUCAAUGUUAACUCGGGUACUUUCCUUGUUAGUACUAUUAUACUAUUUUUAAAUUUCAUCAACUUGUUUUGGUUUAAUUACAAUAAUAAGCUUUUUUUAAACUUAUGACGCAUGUCUAGAAGUUUUUUCUUAUUUGUAUAAGGGUUAUCUUAAACGAUUUUCAAUUUCAAUGACAAACUUAAAUAAGACAGUCUUAUCAAGCAGUAUAUUUAAUGACUUUAGCAAAGACAAAAUUACCAAUUUUGAGUUGAAAGAUAAAAGAUUAUUGACUAGUUUUUGUAGUGUAAUAGUUAUAAAAUGAUAAGUGCUGUCGUGCAAAGAGCUUUUGAAAAACGUCAUCUUAUGUCAAUAUUUGAACGAAUAAUAAGGCUAAUAGCUUGUUUUAAUUAUUAUUAAUACUAUUAUAAUAUAUUAGGUUAAAAAAUUUAGUAAAAAUUUCACGGUUUUAAAAAUGAUUUUUGUAAAACACGUUACUGCGCACUGAUUGUCAGAAAAAUUAUCAUUUAGUAAACUUGAAAGUGCUAAAACCAAAAAUUUCUUGUGUAUUACAAUGGUAAUGGUAUAACAAUAACAAUUUUAGAAUGUGACAAAGUGGCAUGCAUAGGCAAAUGUGAACAUUACUGUCAUGACCUUGGCCUUGAGCCAAAUUGUGAAUAUAUGGGCGAAAAGGUUGGAUGCAUAUGUGUUUGUCAUCAUGGCCAUUAG
Messenger RNA from Bursaphelenchus okinawaensis, 993 nucleotides. The record is from the annotation of a GenBank genome assembly. NCBI's taxonomy places the organism in Eukaryota, Metazoa, Nematoda, Chromadorea, Rhabditida, Aphelenchoididae.